Saprolegnia diclina VS20 is the source of this 1664-nucleotide messenger RNA. RefSeq lists its product as hypothetical. Bases 239 to 1600 code for a protein of 453 amino acids. The transcript has a single exon. The record is from RefSeq and is a predicted model, not a curated record. NCBI's taxonomy places the organism in Eukaryota, Oomycota, Saprolegniomycetes, Saprolegniales, Saprolegniaceae. Gene Ontology annotation, molecular function: ubiquitin protein ligase activity; protein binding. Gene Ontology annotation, biological process: protein polyubiquitination; regulation of Toll signaling pathway.
UGAGAGCACAGAAACCGGCCGUCGCCGACCACGCCGCCGAGUGGUGCGACGCCAUUGCUCCAAGAGCUCGAGACCAAUGUACCGCAUGGGCUAGAGUGGUACGUCAAGGCAUGCGACGGCGCGUGCGGCCGGUGGCAGCAGCGCGCUGCCCGUCGAAGGCGCGAUCUUUGCGUUAUCCGGAUGGCAGAAACGGUUUCGAGGAUAUUGUCUCCGUCCCGCAGUUCAGAAAUCGCGCAACAUGGAGGAGUACGGAGAGCUCGUCGUGCUUGGCUACAGCAGCUACCGCGUCGCCGGCAGGGACGACCCUUCGCCACACAGCGCCAAGUGGCAGCCCGUGGGCUCGCCCAACUGCCACUUCCGCCUUGCGCCGAAAAAGACGGGCAACGGCCUCACGCGGCGCCGCGCGUUCCUUGCGACCGGCCUCGGCGAGAAGGCGUCGUCCGCCGACGCCGCCAAGGCCCAGCUGCACGCGCCCUCGAGCCAAUUCGUGACGAUCCCACUGUCCUUGCGCACCAUGGCCAUGGUCGAGUACGUGCCGGAUGCGAGCCUCGAUAUGUUUCAGAUUGGCCGGCAGCCGUCGCGCUACAACGACUUUAGCGUUCCCGGGCCGCUCUACGGCGCGUCGGGUACGAUCUCUCGGUUUGCGGCGCGCCUCGUGUGCGAGCGCGACGCGCCGUAUCGGUGCCGCCUCUAUGCCGGCGGCUUUGACGCGUCACACACGGCGGCGGUCCCCGCGUCCGCGCUCAAGUACUGUGCUGCCUGCAGCACAUGGACCAAAGCACUUAGCUGCUGCCAUGUCGUAUCGCCGUCAUCAAUGUUGCCCUCUACCGGGCCCGUGCUCGCGGAGAUAAAGUGCGAUGGCAGUGUGCCCGUGGACGCGCUCACAAAGAAUGGCGUGCGUCUCUGGGUCCCCGAGCAACAAGAGUGGUUUGAAGUGUCGAUGAAUGGCUUCCUCUACGCCAUCCAAGGCGGCGGCGAGAGCUCGUCGUCCACGUCGUUUCAUCGGCCAACGGCCGGUCCCGUCCAUCUCGAGUCGCUCGUCUCGCACGGCUGCAUCAUUGACCUCGGCGGCGUCCAAUUGCAGUUCCUCACAAAACUCGCGCGCCGCAAACCGUCGUUGGCGCCGCCGCCGUUGCAGCCGUCGCUUCUCGCCCAGCUCGAGUCGCUCCACGUGCAGUGCCCCGUGCAGCUCAUGCCGCUGCGCUUCCACUCCAACUGCGCAUCGAGCGAGACCGCGCACGUCUUUCCAGCAUGCGGACACGUCUUUGGUUACGACGCACGCAUCGCGCUCGGGAAGGCGUGCCCCAUGUGUCGCACGCCCGGCGGCAUGGUGCUCCUCAAGCUCACGUCCGGGAACGGCGCCAAAUUGCACCAAGCCGACGAACGCAACUGCGUUCCCGACUGCGUCUUCAACCCAUGCGGCCACGCGGUCGGCCUCAAGUGUGCGACGCAGUACGCAUCGAUUCGCAUGCCGAACGGCAAGUCGAUCUGCCCCAUCUGCGCCGUGGCCCUGGACUCGAACCAGCCCUAUUCCAAACUCUUUUGGCAUACGGACGACGACGACGACGACGAUGCGUAUACGGACGUGGCGGCGGCCUGAGACCAUAGAACGUUGAAUAGGCCGCGUCUGUAUACACAUAUAUAUCUAACUCUUUGGUUUCUUG